AUGACUUUUUUCACUUUAACUUUUGCGUCAUCAGUAGCAACAACAAAAUCGUCAUCAAUUGUCGAUUUUAUUUGCCAAUUAUUAUAUAUUUAUUUAAAUCCAAUAUUUCAAAGUACACUUAAACAACUAACUCAAUUAGUUUUUGAAUUUGGUGAAAAAGUUUCACAAAAUAUUCCAUAUGAAUUAAGUCGUUUAAAUAAAAUUACACCAGCACCAUGGGUUUCGCAAUUAUUUGGUGAAGUGAAUUCAAUAGCAGAACAAUGGAAUAAUCAAGUAACACAAUUUUUUGCUACUAUUCCAACUAUAUUUGAAAAAAAUGGUAGAAGUUUAAUGAAUUUUUCAACAAUAAAAGAAACAUUAUACAAUGCUGUGGAACAUGUUCUAGGAGAAUUAAAGAAAUUAUUCCUUGAUAAUAUUAAUGAAACGAUUAUUUCAAUUUUUAAUAGAUUUGAUUUAAUGGAAUUUAUUGGCCGUAAACGUGCUAUAUUUACUAUUGAAAAUUCAUUAAAUGUUUUUCAAAAGCAAGUAUCCGAUAUAUUUGAUAAAACAAAAGAACAAUUAAAUCAUACUAUUGAUGAUGCAAUAAAUUUUGUUUCAACAUUUUGGGAUGAUGUCAAAGAUCGAUUUCUUGGUUAA
Rotaria sp. Silwood2 is the source of this 636-nucleotide messenger RNA. The record is from the annotation of a GenBank genome assembly. Lineage: Eukaryota; Metazoa; Rotifera; Eurotatoria; Philodinida; Philodinidae.